AUGCGCGCUCUUCGACUUCUUUCUUCACGCUCUGUCCCCGUCUGUCGUCGCACCUUUACCUUCACUUCUACCGUCAAUAUGAGCGAGAUCACUCACCCCUCUAUCAAGGAUGGCUGGUUCUCCGAGCAGUCCCGCAUGUGGCCCGGUCAGGCCAUGACCCUCAAGGUCAACCAGGUUCUGCACCACGAGAAGUCCAAGUACCAGGACGUCCUCGUCUUCGAGAGCAGCGACUACGGCACCGUCCUGGUCCUGGAUAACGCUAUCCAGUGCACCGAGCGUGAUGAGUUCUCCUACCAGGAGAUGAUCACCCACCUCGCCAUGAACUCCCACCCCAACCCCAAGAAGGUCCUGGUUAUCGGUGGCGGCGACGGCGGUGUCCUCCGUGAGGUUGUCAAGCACGAGUGCGUCGAGGAGGCUACCCUCUGCGACAUUGACGAGGCCGUCAUCCGCGUCUCCAAGAAGUACCUGCCCGGCAUGAGCAUUGGCUUCUCCCACCCCAAGUCUCGCGAGUACGUCGGUGACGGCUUCGAGUUCCUCAAGAACCACAAGAACGAGUUCGAUGUUAUCAUCACCGACUCCUCUGACCCCGAUGGUCCCGCCGAGGUCCUCUUCCAGAAGCCCUACUUCGAGCUUCUCAACGAUGCCCUCACGGAGGGCGGUGUCAUCACCACCCAGGGCGAGAACCUCUGGCUCCACCUCGACCUCAUCGCCAACCUGAAGAAGGCCUGCAGCGAGGUCUUCCCCGUUGUCGAGUACGCCUACACCACCAUCCCCACCUAUCCCUCCGGCCAGAUCGGCUUCAUGGUCUGCUGCAAGGACGCCAAGCGCAACCUUCGCGAGCCCGUCCGCGCCUGGACCCGCGAGGAGGAGGACAAGCUUUGCCGCUACUACAGCCAGGAUAUCCACCGCGCCAGCUUCGUCCUGCCCAACUUUGCCCGCAAGGUUCUGGAUAACUAA
Penicillium cataractarum is the source of this 957-nucleotide messenger RNA. RefSeq names its product spermidine synthase. Gene Ontology annotation, cellular component: cytosol. The record is from RefSeq and is a predicted model, not a curated record. NCBI's taxonomy places the organism in Eukaryota, Fungi, Ascomycota, Eurotiomycetes, Eurotiales, Aspergillaceae. Gene Ontology annotation, molecular function: spermidine synthase activity. Gene Ontology annotation, biological process: spermidine biosynthetic process. The transcript has 3 exons. The coding region runs from base 1 to 957 and encodes 318 amino acids.